CUCUCUCUCUCUCUGUGAAUAUAAUAAUUAAAUAAUUAAUAGAUAUAGAAUUUUAAAAUGAUGAAGUUGUCAUGCUGUGGUGUGGGGCUAUGUGUUGUGGUGAUGAUGGCGAUGGUGCUAGGUGAAGAAGCAAGGAUGACAGAGGCAGUGACAUGCAGCCCAUUGGAGUUGAGUUCAUGCUUGGAACCAAUUAGGUCUGGGACACCUCCUUCAACCACAUGCUGCCAGAAACUGAGGGAGCAGAAGCCUUGCCUUUGCGGAUAUCUCAAGGACCCAGCCCUCAAGCAAUAUGUCAGCAGCCCCACCGCCAGAAAAGUUGCUUCCACCUGUGGUGUUCCCUUCCCUCAAUGCUAAAUUAAUUACCAAUAUUAAUCACUCCUUAAUACUUAUAUAAAAUUAAGUAAUAAGAAUGAUGUCUUCAUUAAUGUAAUUGCUCAAGACCAGCAAUCAUGAUACUAUCAAUUGUGCCUGGAGAAUAAUGGGAUAUAUGUUAUAUGGUUAAAGAAAAUAAAUAAAUGUCAGUGUAAUUGAUUUCUGAAA
Messenger RNA from Prunus mume (Japanese apricot), 540 nucleotides. NCBI's taxonomy places the organism in Eukaryota, Viridiplantae, Streptophyta, Magnoliopsida, Rosales, Rosaceae. The record is from RefSeq and is a predicted model, not a curated record.